CUUCAUUCUCCCUCUCUCCACCUCCAAGAUGAAUCCCGAUACCCUCGCUUCGGCAGACGUCACGUCCGCUCUGCAGCAGCUCGAAUCCGCAGACCCGUCCGCCAAACCCGCCGGCUACAAUGAGCUGCUCACCAAGGUCCUGGAGACCUCCACGCCCGACACCCUCGCCGCCAACCUAAUUGCCUUCCUGGAAUCGCUGCUGGGCGAGACCCUCGGAAUAGUAGCUUCCCGCCCACUGCUCGCAUCCUUCGUCUCCCAGUUCCGCCAGAUAAAAGACCCCGACGUCAAGAUUGAGGCCGGCAAGCGCGCGCUCGAGCUGCUUCACCCCAAGGUCGUCUCCUACGAAGAGCAGGACACGCAAAUUAAGGAGAUCCUCGCCGACUCGUACGAGGAGCAGGAGGACUUUGUCGCCUCGGCCAAGAUCCUCCAGACCAUUACGCUCGACAGCUCGCAGCGCGCCAUCUCCGCCAACGACAAGGCCAAGGUGUGGACACGCAUCGUGCGCUGCUACUUGGAGGAGGACGACCCCACGUCCGCAAGCACAUACCUCAACCGCGUCAAGACGGUCUUCCACGACGUGUCGGACAAGGCGACCAAGCUGCAGUUCCAGCUCUCGCAGGCCCGCAUCUACGACUCGCAGCGCCAGUUCCUCGACGCCAGCGCCGCCUACCACAGCAUCAGCGCCGAGACCAUCAUCGAAGAAGGUGAACGGCUGCAAGCCCUCUCCGCAGCAAUCGUGUGCGCCGUGCUCGCACCCGCAGGGCCCCAGCGCGGUCGCACUCUCGCCCGACUCUACAAGGACGAGCGCGCCUCGCAAGUCGAAGAAUACGGCAUCCUGGAGAAGAUCUUCCUGGACCGGCUGCUGAGCCCGGCCGAAGUCGAAGCUUUCGCCGCGAAGCUGCAACCACACCAGCUGGCCAAGACAGCCGACGGCAGCACCGUCCUCGACAAAGCCGUGCUCGAGCAUAACCUGCUGGGCGCGUCGCGGCUGUACACGAACAUCGGGAUUGCCCAGCUGGCCGACCUGCUCAACAUCGACGCCGAGCGCGCCGAAGGGUACGCCGCGCAGAUGAUCGAGCAGGGCCGUCUGGCCGGCUACAUCGACCAGAUCGCCAUGUACAUAUACUUUGAGGGCGAGUGCUCGGGCCAGAAGAAGCAGACGGGGCAUGUGGAGCGGCUGGUGGGCGGGGAGCUGCGCAAGUGGGACGACAAUGUGCGCGGCUUGGCGGAGGAGGUCGAGCGCGUCACAACGAUGAUCCAGAGCAACCACCCGGAGUUUUACGCGCAGCAUAUGGUUGUUUGAAGCAGCUGGGUGCGUGGGUGCGCGGCUGGCUAGGGCGAGACGGCGAUGACGACGAGGGGAAGCAAAAAGGGAUUUCGUUCGGGCUUUUUCUUUUAUGUUUGUGGAUCAUAGCGAUUGGCGUUUUUGCAGGCGCGCAGGGCAGGGUUGACGGGAAGAGAAAUGAAGCGAGACGCGUAGAGCUGCCGGCGCGUCGUUGAAGAGAGCUACCUACUUACCUAUCGACCCAUCGAGUAUCAUGUCUAAAGAGCAGCAGCGGCGGUAGCUUGCCAGCCAGUCAGUCACCAGACAGGCCCGUCCAAAUACUACUACUAUACUACUACAGUA
Aplosporella prunicola CBS 121167 is the source of this 1627-nucleotide messenger RNA. RefSeq lists its product as uncharacterized. Bases 29 to 1303 code for a protein of 424 amino acids. Gene Ontology annotation, cellular component: COP9 signalosome; cytosol. The transcript has a single exon. The record is from RefSeq and is a predicted model, not a curated record. Gene Ontology annotation, molecular function: protein binding. NCBI's taxonomy places the organism in Eukaryota, Fungi, Ascomycota, Dothideomycetes, Botryosphaeriales, Aplosporellaceae.